Molecule: messenger RNA, 4756 nt
Organism: Bactrocera oleae (olive fruit fly)
Lineage: Eukaryota; Metazoa; Arthropoda; Insecta; Diptera; Tephritidae
Source: RefSeq, a predicted model, not a curated record
GAGACGGAUUUAGUAUCGCUUAAAAGUGUGUCGUACUCGGGUAAAAUAAGUGUCUAUGUGUAUAAAUAUUUAGUAUUUGAUUUCGGAGCAUUCUAUGCGCGAUGUGUAUAAAAAAAAAAUUAAAGUACAAGUAUAAGAAAGAUUUUUCAUGAUCUCAAGCAAGUUUAUUGUACUUUGUCUUAAAAAUUUAAUAACAAGGUUAUAAUAAUCGCACUAGAGUUGCCAUCAAGUGAAUUUUUUAGCAGGCUCUGCAUGGGUCCCGUUUUAGUUGCUGGCGUUCUAAGCUGCCAGUAGCAAUUUACGUUCAGUCUAAAUAAAAAUUUACUAGCAUCCGGCCAUUUUGUUUUUGUUUGUGAACAAUACGCUUAAUUGUGUAAAAUAUCGGAAGAAAAUUUAAAGAAAGCACAUUCGAAGAAAGGAAAAUAAUAUAUAAUCUUCGAAAGAAAGGAAAAAGGUUGCAGCAUAUAUGAAAAUCCACCAACCAUCCACAACAUUUUGCAGAGAAAUCAGGAAGGCCGGAAAAACUUUAAAGUCGUGAUAAAGUCGAUAUUGUGCCUCGCUCAGUAUGCUGGAAUACUUGUCAGUGAUGAAGUUAUACGCAGGACGCUUAGGGCUGCUGGCUAUAAUGGUCGAACCCCACGAAUAAAGCCGUUUAUGAAAGAUAAAUUUGAAAGAACACAAAAUAACAUCUAAAAACGGCAUCCAAGAAGCAAUUCUCAAAGAGUGGGGAGAAAUGUCUACGGGGCAAACAAAAUAAGAUUAAAAGAAGUUAUAAAAUGAAUGAAUAUGCUACAAGAUAUUAAUUAAGAGUAAAAUUAAUUUAAGUUUAUAUAUUUUACGAAUACUUUUGUUAUAUAUUGUAAAUUCACCGAAUUUUUUGGUUCAGUGUUGUUACCUAUACUUUUACAAGCUAAAAUGAAAACUUAAUUUUUGAGUUUAAAUGAAAGUUAAAACUGCACUAAAAAUUAAAUAAUAUAUUUUAAUAAUAAAACUUUUGAAGGAAUUGCAAGCAUUAUUAAUAAUAUAAUAUUAAUAAUAUAAUAACCUAUUAUUUCUUUUCUAAUUUUUUAACUAUGUAUGUAAGGUAUAUCUAAGAUAACGUUAAGUGGCGUGAAAUUUUCUGAUAGCAAAUAAACAACUAGUAAUGUGUUUAUUUUAACUGUAAUUUAUGUUUUAUAUUUCCCACCUUCCUUGCUAUGUGCAACUUACAAACACACACAAAUGUAAAUAUUCGCCUACUACACAAACACAUCAUUCAACACCAUCGAUAUUAUUUCCCUCAUUUGAUUUUGAUUGUUUAUAUCAGUUUAAUAUUUUUUGCUCUUCUCCGUUUGCCUACACACACAUAUAUGCAUUACACAGCGCACACAAUUCGUUAAUCAAAACAUGGCGCCCAAUUAAAAAUUAAAACUUGAUUGGCAUGUAUGGCACAGUGCGCUGGAAGUGUGUAACAUAUGAAUUCAAGUGCUUAGCUCAACCGCUCCUCCGCUGCACCACCACACCAAACUACACACGCACAUACAUAUGUAGAUAGGUAUGCAGUAUAUAGCGCGCGCUACUUCAAGCUGCUUACCUGUAAAUAUUCAAAAGUCUGCUACUCGCUGUCACAGUCGAGCGCUGAAGGUGCGCUCCCACAGAAGUUAUUUUCGCAAGUGCAGAAACGUGAUUAAAAAUAAAAAUUUCACGUGCUUACAUACAUACACACACGCAUAACUGCGAUACGUUCAUCAUUUAACGCUUGACGCCCGCGCAAUUACCUGCUUCGCCCAACAAUGCGCUUAAGUGUGAUCUUUAGCGACACCAAUUCGUCGACCAGCGUCACAGCGACAACAGUUUUGACUGCCCUUUCGAUUUUAUCCGCGAUUAAUGGAUCUGUCGCACGCGUCGGCGGUCGUCAGCUUGCCAGCAGGUACUUCGAUAUCAACGAUGACGUAACGGUGAAUGUCAAUGCGGAGAAUACGCGUCCAAUUAUCGGCAUCCUAACGCAGGAAAUUUCAAAUUUCGUGCGCCGCAAUUAUCCCGAUAAAGAGUACAGCAGCUACAUUGCCGCUUCGUAUGUGAAAUUUGUUGAAGGCGCCGGCGGACGUGUGGUGCCAAUUUGGAUUGGUCGUGGAAGAGAGUAUUACGAGGAUAUAAUGUCAAAAAUAAAUGGUGUAUUGAUGCCGGGUGGUGCGACAUUUUUCAACCAAUCUUACGGCUAUGCCGACGCUGGCCAACAUUUAUACAACAUCGCCAUCAAAAUGAACGAACGCGGCACCUACAUGCCUAUUUGGGGCACUUGCUUGGGAUAUGAGUUGCUCGUCUAUUUGACGUCCAACGGCACAGAUUUGCGCACCGAUUGUUCGUCAUCGGCACAAGCAUUGCCAUUGGAGUUCGAGAAGGGUUACAGAGAGAGCAGACUCUUUGCUCCAGCUAGCGAUGAAGUGGUGAAGAUCUUCAGCACAUACAAUGUCACGGCGAAUUUUCACAUAUUCUGCUUUACGAAGAAGACUUUUGCAGACCAUGGCUUAAAUAACUCCUGGAGUGUGCUGAGCAUAAAUCACGACUGGAAUGGUGCGGAAUUCAUAUCGACCGUCGAGCACGUCAAAUAUCCAUUUUAUGGCGUUCAAUUCCAUCCUGAAAAAGUACUUUACGAAUUCAUUCCGAAUCGAAAUAUUACUCACACCUCACAAGCGGUUAUCGCCUCGCAGUAUUUCGCAGACUUCUUUGUGAAUGAGGCACGCAAGAAUCGCAAUAACUUCGCUAAUAGCACCGAGGAAAUCGAUGAACUCAUCUAUAAUUACCAACCAGUAUAUACGGGCGCUAUAGGCUCCGCUUUUGUACAGCAGUAUUUAUUUGAAGCACGCAGCGCCGGCACAGUCUCAACGAAUCGCACAGUCGCAACGGCCGGCGCCAUACAACUGCAUUGUUUCCUGGCGCUAAUUACGUUAUUAAUUUUGGGCGCUUGGAGGCGUGUAUGACGUCAUACCAUUUAUUGUGCUUCAAGGCGAUUCGGCCAUGAAGGCCGACACUCGUGAUGCUACUAACUCGCUUUAUAUGUUCAUUAUUAAUGUUAUCAACUGCUUCGUAAAGUUCCUACAUAAAUAUUCAAAUAAUGGCAGCUUCAAGUGUGUAUGUGUGUGAGCAUCACACGUCAAUGAAAAGUAAAGAGGCAUUAAUGUACGAAAAUUUACUGCUUUGAUAAUUAUUUGGGUUGGCAACUAAGUAAUUGCGGAUUUUUUUUUUUUUUAAAUCAAAGACAAUUUGGUCAUGCAAAUAAAUAACUUUAUUCUGUAAUGUAUUGCCCAUUUUGAUCAAUGACCUUUUGCCAUCUUUCAGGCUGCAUCAUAAUCCCACGUUCAUAAAACCUCUGGUUUUUAUUAGCAAAAAACUGAAUCAGGUACAAUUUGACAUCAUCUUUAAAGAAAUUUUUACCAUUAAGAAGUUUUGUAAAGAUCGAAACAAAAAGUAAUCCGAUGGUGCAAGGUCAGGACUAUAUGGUGGAUGUAGCAAAACAUUCCAAGCAAGCUCCAAUAACUUUUGCCGAGUGGCCAAAGAUGUGUGUGGCCUUGCGUUAUCAUGAUGGAAUACAACACCUUUUCGAUUUACCAAUUCGGGCCGCUUUUCUUCAACUGCAACAAAGUAGACAAUUUCUUUAUAAUCCCAUCAAACUGAUAACAAAACUUUCUUUUGAUGAAUACCAUGAAUACCAGCAUUUGAUGUUGUUUGAGCUGAUUCACCUGCCCUGCAUCGCGAUCUUUUCCGCUCGAUAUUGUUGUAAACAACCCAUUUUUCAUCGCCAGUUAUCAUUCGUUUUAAAAAUGGAUAAUUUUUAUUACGUUUAUUUAGCAAAUCGCAGCUGUUAAUGCGUUUCUUUCAGUUCGUGAGGAACCCAUGUAUCGAGUUUUUGAACAUAGCCACGCUGUUUUAAGUGAUUUUGAAUGCAUGUAUGUAAUACCUGAAACUUCUCUGCAAUCUCACGUGUUGUACUAUGACGAUCCGAAUCGAUUAUUGCUUUGAUUAGGUCGUCAUCAACUUCAACUGGACGACUAGAGCGUUUUUCAUCUUUGAGUGAAAAAUCACCAGAACGAAAUUUGGCAAACCAAUUUUGAUACUGCCGUUCUUUUAUGGUUUCGUCGCCAUAAACAGCACAUAACUUUUUGUGAGCUUGCGAUGCGUUUUUCCCUUUGCGAAAAUAAAAAAGCAAAAUAAGACAAAAAUGUUCCUUUUGAUCUUCCAUUUUUCAACGAACGCCAAACGAAAACUUCGCAACCGAUCAAAAAACUUUUUUUUAAUGAUUGACAACUGAAUUGCCAACUAUCAAAUAACAAAAUGUGAUUUACAUUUGGACUACGCCAGCAAAACUAACAAUUCAACUGAAGCCAUCUAUGAGUGAAAUCCGCAAUUACUUAGUUGCCAACCCAUAAUUUAAAAAUAUUUUGUUAUUUAAUUUUUAAUUUAAACAUCAUCUAAAAGUAAGCGGAACAUAUUGGCUUCUUACUAAAAGGUACAUACCCUUACAUACUUAUAUAGGCCCAAAACUAAUGUCUCAUGCUUAAGCUUGUAAAUAUGUAUACCUACAUACAACGUCAACAAGCAUAAUUUUAUACUUUAAGCUAAAUUGUCUCUUAAAGCACACCACAAAUUACUUUACUCCAAACCCCAUUACUGUAAACGAUCUUCUACGAUUUAUAUGUUCAGUGGAAAAUAAUCAAUACCAUUAUCAGUAAGUGCAAAAAAUAAUAAUAAAUGUAAUAAAUAAAUUAAAAAAUUAAAA